Colletotrichum orchidophilum is the source of this 1524-nucleotide messenger RNA. RefSeq names its product RadP cytochrome P450 epoxidase. The transcript is spliced from 5 exons. The record is from RefSeq and is a predicted model, not a curated record. Lineage: Eukaryota; Fungi; Ascomycota; Sordariomycetes; Glomerellales; Glomerellaceae. Bases 1 to 1524 code for a protein of 507 amino acids. Gene Ontology annotation, molecular function: heme binding; oxidoreductase activity, acting on paired donors, with incorporation or reduction of molecular oxygen; iron ion binding.
AUGACGACCCUAAGUUAUGGGCCUAUCGCCAUAUAUUUUGUUGCAAUCACGAUUGCCUAUUACUUUGUACUUGGCAUCUACAAUGUUUGCUUUCAUCCGCUUCGUCAUUACCCAGGACCUUUCCUCUGGCGUUUCAGCCCGGUGCCAAAAAACAUUGCUCUCCUGAGAGGCAGAUACGCCGCCAAGGCGCGUGAAAUCCAUGAGACGUAUUCCGGAACUGUUCGGGUAGCUCCCAACGAGCUGUCCUACAUUCAACCACAAGCAUGGAAAGACAUCCUAGGCCGCCCGCUCAAAUCCGAAAUGGCAAAAGACCUCCGCUUCUUCGGCGGCGAAAACUUUGGCCGCGACAGCCUCGUGACGACCCGGCCCGAAGACCACACGCGCCAGCGCCGCAUCUUCACCCCCGCCUUCUCCAACACGGCGCUCAAGGCGCAGGAGCCCCUGCUGGCGGGCUACGCGGACCAGAUGGUCGAGGCGAUGGGCUCGCUCGGCGAGCGCCAGCGGGACCACGACGGAGGAGCGCGCGUAAACAUUGUGGACCUGUACAACUUUGCCACGUUCGACAUCAUGGCCGACCUGACCUUUGGUGAGCCGCUGCUGCUGCUCAAGAGGGGCGACUACACGCCCUGGGUGCGCAACGUCUUUGCGGGGCUCAAGUUUGUCAUUUAUGGGCUCGUGUUUCUUGCGAUUCCCGUGCUGGGUCCCCUCGUGCAGGCCGUCACUGCGGCGCCGCUGAAGAAGAAGGCGCAGGAGCAUACCGAUUUCGCAGGGCAGCUCGUCGAUCGGCGUCUGGAGGGGAAGGGUCAUUCAAAGCCGGAUAUCUGGAGUUUCGUGCUGAAGCACGACGACAAUGAAGAGACUAGAAGGGGUGGACUUUCGAUCAAGGAGAUGCACGCCAAUGCGGCCAUGUUCAUGGUUGCGGGGACCGAGACCUCUGGGACGGUGUUGUCGGGCACGACGUACUAUCUGCUGAGGAACCCGCGGGUGUACGAGAUCUUGACGAGUGAGAUUCGCAGUGCUUUUGUGAGGACGGAGGAUAUCUGCGUCGACGGGCUCGUGAGGUUGGAGUAUUUGACGGCGGUGCUGAUGGAAGGGUUGAGGUUGUAUAACCCCGGCGGCGCGGGGAUGCCGAGGAUCGUGCCGCGGGGUGGUGCCAAUGUUUGCGGGGAGUAUCUCCCUGAAGGCACUCUGGUAUCUGUUAACCCAUACUCGGCGUUCACGAAUCCGGAUAACUGGGCCCGGCCGACCGAAUUUGUCCCGGAGCGGUGGAUCGAUGCGGAUGCUCCGGAAUGGAAGGAUGAUGAGAGGGACGUAUAUGAGCCGUUUUCGUAUGGACCGAGAAACUGCCUUGGAAAGAAUCUUGCGUGGCUGGAGCUUCGCUUGCUGCUGGCCAAGAUACUGUGGCACUAUGACCUGGAGUUGUGUCCCGGUAUGGAGUCAUGGGUUGUUCAGAGGAAUUAUAUUACGUGGGAGAAGGGGCCUUUGAUGGUUAAGCUGAGGCCUGUUCCGAGGGACCGAGGAUGA